Molecule: messenger RNA, 756 nt
Organism: Zymoseptoria tritici IPO323
Lineage: Eukaryota; Fungi; Ascomycota; Dothideomycetes; Mycosphaerellales; Mycosphaerellaceae
Exons: 1
Coding region: 1-756 (251 amino acids)
Biological process (GO): dolichol-linked oligosaccharide biosynthetic process
Cellular component (GO): UDP-N-acetylglucosamine transferase complex
Source: RefSeq, a predicted model, not a curated record
AUGGUGACCAGCACUCAACUUGGACUCCUCUCUUUCCUCUUCCUCCUCCUCAUUGCGGCCAGUUCCACGAUCCAUCGACUGCGAACAGUCUUGAGCCCGAAUCGCUUCAGAGCCGUCCGCCGCCGACAUGAUACCUCAGCGCCGACACACUUGAUGAUAGUGCUCGGGAGUGGAGGGCACACUGCUGAAAUGAUCGCCAUGCUCAGCCGAGCUCUGCACGAGAAGGAGUCGGCAAUACGGAUGGACUGGGAGGACUUUUCCCAUCGUACAUGGGUGGUGAGCUCAGGAGAUGGGAUAUCAGCAGAUCGAGCGCGGCAGUUUGAGGACAUGACUGCCAAGGCAGAGACUGCUUCUGCCGGCACAUAUGCCAUAUCCACGGUUCCGCGCGCGCGAGAGAUCCAUCAGAGCGCUAUGACUGCGCCUAUCUCCUGUCUACGCUGUCUUGUCGCAUGUCUGACUGCUCUCAUGCUAUCUUCCGACGCCUCAAGAGACUUCCCGGAUGUCAUCCUUUGCAAUGGUCCUGCUACAGCAACAAUCCUAAUCUUCACCUCGAUCCUGCUCCGGUUCUUCGACAUCAAAGGCUGCAAUUCACGCGGAAAGAUGCGCACGGUUUAUAUUGAAUCAUGGGCUAGGGUGAAGAAGUUGAGUCUGUCCGGCAAACUGCUGUCCAGGAUCGUUGAUCGCUUUCUGGUUCAAUGGCCUCAACUGGAAGCGGCGACUGGUGGGAGAGGACAGUACAUUGGUGUACUGGUUUGA